AUGCCUUUCCGUGAUGCUGGCUACAGCCAGGCAGAUUAUGGUAUCACAGUUCAAGAUGUUGUCUACGGUGUUUGGAAAGCCAAGGAGGAGAGUUGCUGUGCAUUGGAGAACUUUGACCUCGAUGAGUACGAAAGGUUUGAACGAGUAGAGCAUGGUGACUUCAACUGGGUCACUCCCCAUUUCCUGGCAUUCGCUUCGCCCCAGCACACUCCCGUGGCUCGCAUUACCGAGACGUCGGACCUCUACCCUACACUGCCAAAGACACUAGCAGCCGUCGAUGCGCACCCGACACUACCGCAGCCAUUCAAGAACGUCCUCAAGCAUUUCUCUGAGCGAAACAUCGGUCUUGUGGUCAGGCUCAAUUCCGCACUGUACUCACCGUCAUACUUCGAGGCGCUCGGUAUCCAACACCUGGAUAUGAUCUUUGACGAUGGUACCUGCCCACCUCUGUCAACCGUGAGAAAAUUCAUCAGGCUAGCACACGAAACAAUUACUGUCAAGAAAAAGGGCAUUGCAGUUCACUGCAAGGCGGGACUUGGUCGAACAGGUUGUCUGAUUGGAGCAUACCUCAUCUAUCGUCAUGGCUUCACCGCCAAUGAGAUCAUCGCGUACAUGCGAUUUAUGAGACCCGGUAUGGUGGUUGGACCUCAGCAGCACUGGCUGCAUCUCAAUCAAGGCACCUUCCGAGAGUGGUGGAUCGAAGAAAGGGUGGAGCGCAAGCUUCGCAAGGAGUUUGCAGCUGCCAAUCCAUCACCGAGCACACCUAUCCGAGCUAUGCAGAAGGCAUCUCUUGGCCGCAGCAACGGAGGCACCUCGACACCGCCUAACAGGAGCGCGUCGAACAGAACUCCAUUAAGCGAGAUGAACGAGCAGGACCGCAACGCCCCUAGCAAUCAAGAAGACUACCUACCAGCACCGACACCAGGUCAGCCGCGCAAGACCAACAGGCAUCAUCCCUACGGUCGCAGCAGCAAGGACUCCGUGCACCGCACCUCAAUCGAGGAGGAGUCAAGCGUCGAGCAGGAGACAGAAAUCGUUUCCGUGCAUCGUCAGUCCCAGGGAGCCGAGUCGGAUGAGGAAUGGCACCUACGGAUGCGAACACACCGCAAGCCAUCAGCAUCUCCGGAUCAUCGUUCCGAGAAGUCACGCUCCGUCAGCCACACAACCACCACGACGACCAUAUAUGAGAUGAUCGACAACGAUGCGUCAAAUGAUAUCGAGAACAUUGGUAGCGCCGUCGGCCGGACCAAGUCCAUACGUGAUUCUCCGACACGUGCUAGCAGCACUUCCGGUGUGAUGACGAAAGUUCGAGGCACCUCGAAGCGGCCGGGCGACUCUCUGCGAGGUAAAGAGCCCGCAGGUGUUCGCAAGACCAGCGGUCGUGUCGGUAGCAUCAGCUCUGCUACAACCACAGCGACCAACGCUGCUAGAAAGGUGUCUGGUCUUUGA
This is a messenger RNA of Phaeoacremonium minimum UCRPA7, 1449 nucleotides long. Its product is annotated as putative tyrosine-protein phosphatase cdc14 protein. NCBI's taxonomy places the organism in Eukaryota, Fungi, Ascomycota, Sordariomycetes, Togniniales, Togniniaceae. Gene Ontology annotation, biological process: protein dephosphorylation; regulation of exit from mitosis; positive regulation of cytokinesis. The transcript has a single exon. The record is from RefSeq and is a predicted model, not a curated record. Gene Ontology annotation, cellular component: nucleolus; centrosome; spindle pole. Gene Ontology annotation, molecular function: protein serine/threonine phosphatase activity; protein tyrosine/serine/threonine phosphatase activity. Bases 1 to 1449 code for a protein of 482 amino acids.